Messenger RNA from Anisakis simplex (herring worm), 543 nucleotides. NCBI's taxonomy places the organism in Eukaryota, Metazoa, Nematoda, Chromadorea, Rhabditida, Anisakidae. The record is from the annotation of a GenBank genome assembly.
AUGUCAUCGUUAUCACGGUUGAUGAUGGCAAAAAAUUUACGUUGUGUGGUUCGACAACGCUUCAUUUGGAUACCGCUUUCGGAUCUAUCAACAUCUGCCAUUGCUAACGGUGCCUCAAGACCGGCGCCAGCAUUACGUCAGCUGAAGGUGCCCGAGCACGAGAAAGGUCAUUUCAAGUACGAACGCGAUUGGUCUCGUGAUGGUCAAUAUAUAGCUCAAAAACCGGGUGAUACGCCAAGUCGUGUGUUACUUCGUAGACUUGGUCAUGCCUACGAGAUAUAUCCGAUCCUAUUUCUGAUCGGUGUAUGGGCUGUGCUGUUCUGUGGUAUCGUCUAUAUCAGCUUCGACAAGAUCGAAGUUUGGGUCGAUAGAACAUCUUCAAAAUCGCCAUGGGCUUGGGAAAGAAUACGCAAUAACUACUGGAAACAACACACUCUUACAUUCGACAAAGAAGGAGUAAGUCAUAAGCGUUGCCUUAUGAUGGAACAACUUCAAGACGAAAUGUUGAAGGCAGCAAAAGAACGAGCUGAGAAUAGUGAAUAA